AUGUGGCGCCUGUUCCGACCACGCGCGAGCGCCGCCGCUACUCGGGCGCUCACUCCGAAGGUCUCAGGCCGGGAAACCAUCACUAUACAGAGGGUCAAGAUCUCAAAGGCAAGGUUCAGGCCCAGGUCAAUCCUCAUCGGCACUGGCAUCUCGCUUAUGUGCUUGCACGUGUACUGGUCGACCGUCCUAAAUCCAUUCUUCCGACAUGUAGACCGCGAAUACGAGAGUCUUUCCGCGGCCGAAAAGAAAGCACUUGACGAGGAGAUGGAGGAAGAGACGGAACCUUGGUUCAUACCAUUCCCAUUCACGACAAAGCAAGUCAGCCAGCCGCCAUACAAGGGCUCCGAUCCGGAGUGGCAACAAUACGUCAAGAUUAGCAAGAACAAGGAGCUUCAAAACCAUAUACGUGGUGACCUGGCGAACUGGGUGAGGAGCGCUGUCGAGAGACACCCCACCAUCAUCGCGCGAUGCGGUAAUGUGGUGAACCUGCGGAGAUACUGGCUCGAUAUUGAUUUUCCCUAUCGUCCACCUCCGGUCUACUAUUCUUCCGGUCUGUUGAUGGAAGAUGACGGACUGUAUUGGUCAACCCAGCCAGUUGACUCCUUGACCGUUAACAGGUUGAACAAGAUUCUCUGGCCAGAGGCCAUGACUGUUUCAACCUGGGCAUUCACGUCGGCACUUAUGAAGCAGCACUUCAUGGACAUAACCCGAGCCCUCGGCUUCGAACCGAGCAAACCCGCCCAGCCAUUCCCGCCACCAAACGGUGGCAACAUGCAACGCGCCAAGACCGAACGACCUCUCCCCUCCACCAACCGACAAACGACAGAUGGUACCCCGGCGGAGAACGCCUCCCAUAAUGUCAGCAAGACUUCUGACUCUCGGCAGCCAGAAGAACCUGAGAGCGGUGGCAGAACCAAUUUCGUCAGGGAUACAGCCAUCUCCCAUAUUGAAGGCAUGAAGCAGAUUACGGACGGUCCUGCCAGGGAAUUCCGCAGGAAACUGGCUCAGUCCUGGAAACCCACCCGAGCAUACCCUCCGCGAGGUUGUAUCCUCGUGUCGGGGUUCGUCGAAAUUGAGCUGCCGAGGGGCUACGUUGUCGUUGACGUCUGGGGUCACUGGAAUCCCAAGACGGAGAUGUUUGAGCCCAGGUCGACCUUCAUGGUGCUCAGGAGAAUACAGAUGAAGCAACAAGCCCCCGCGCGGAGCUAG
This is a messenger RNA of Colletotrichum karsti, 1209 nucleotides long. RefSeq lists its product as uncharacterized. The record is from RefSeq and is a predicted model, not a curated record. The transcript is spliced from 4 exons. Bases 1 to 1209 code for a protein of 402 amino acids. NCBI's taxonomy places the organism in Eukaryota, Fungi, Ascomycota, Sordariomycetes, Glomerellales, Glomerellaceae.